GUGUAUUCAUGUGGCUCCUUGUAAUUAUGCAACAAUCAGCCUGUCUAUUAACAGAGGUUAAAGAUAGCCAGACUCAAGAGAGGGAAAAUCUGCUGAGGCCUGUGAGACACAGUGGUCUCUUGACAUCACUGUGAGAUUUCACUGUGGUUUUGACUCUCAUCAGUGGGAAGUGAUAGUCACGAUUAGGUGGAGAAGUUGUACAGUUUGAAAACUGAAAUUUAAGGAAAAUUCUUCUGGUGAUUCAAUCGCAUCAUGCCUACUGAGAGACACCAUCAGAUUACAGUUAACAGUCAGUAGUGUAAUUCAAAUGCAACAAUGAAUGGACUCUCUAGGACAACUCUGGAUCACCAGGACACAAAGAGAAUACGUGAUGCAUGGAAAUCCAGAAUACAUAACUUCAUCCAGAGUCCAUUACCAUGGAAGAAAAUCACCAGACACAGAAUAAAUGAAGCAAGCCCACUGGGAGAAUCUCUUGAGACACUUCUUUCCCAGAAACAUGGACAAAAAGCAUUUCGGGACUUUAUGAAGUCAGAGUACUGUGAGGAAAACCUGGACUUCUGGUUUGCAUGUCAAGAGUUCAAAACCUUUGACAGUCAAGAGGAGCUAACACGGAGAGCAGCAAGGAUUUAUGAAGAGUUCAUCAGUGCAGAGUCGCCUAGACAGGUAAACUUAGAUUUCUACACGAGAGAGCUCAUCAGCCAGAGUCUCCAGCAACCAAGUCCAUCAUGUUUUGUUGCGGCACAGAAGAAAAUCUACAGCCUGAUGGAGAACGAUUCCUUCCCACGCUUCAUCCAAUCUGAACAAUACAAAGUCUUAUUUGAUGCAGUUUCUAAACAGAGAGGUCUUGGGAAGCAGCAGCAGGCCAGACACAGAGCAUACACUUCCCCUUGCCUCAAAACGUUUCCUCAACAACAUAAUGUUUGACAAGACUGAAAGCUGUGCCAGUGAAUGGUCAUACUAUGCUGCAGGGCAUUGCCAUAUAGGUGCACACUGAAUGCUGGAUAUAUUUUGAAUGUUAAAUUUAAUAUUUAUGAAAUGCAUAUGGCCUGUUAAAUGCAUAAGGACUGUUGUGUAUUUUGAGUUUUCACUUAAACAAUAUGUAUUUUUAAAAAUUAGAUGAUCCUGACAUGCAGACAUCAUGAAGCACUGCAAUGCUACAGACUUUAUCUUUUGUGUUAAAAUAAUGAAAACUGUCUUCAUGGGUGUCAUAAAAAAAUGCAUCCUGUUUUCACAGUUGGUGUACUACUGCCACCCAGUGGUGACUUGGAAAACCUGCAAACAAAAAUAAAUUUUGAGCUACUUGGCGAAAGAUAAGUUAUACAGACUGUGUGUCAUUAUGAGGAAAAAGCGAUAAUUUCCGAACUCCUCAACUGUUGACAACUGAAAUGACAUGCACCAGAAAGACACUAUCAAGAUGUUACCAACAGUAACUCUGUAUUCAUGGAGGUUUGGUUUCAACUGUAACCUGUUGUAUAUUAUAUAUCCAAGUCAGUUUUAUUUUUAAAAAAUCCUAAGUAGAUCAGACAAAUUCAUUUUAUUUCGGUCCUUUUGAAGACACAUCUUGAAAAUCCAUUCAUCCAUCCAUUAUCUAUACUGCUUAUCUGUUAAGGAUUGUGGGGGGUGCUGGAGCCUAUCCCAGCUGACAUUGGGCGAGAGGCGGGGUAUACCCUGUACAGAUUGCCAAUCAGUAUAGAAAGGCCUGAGAGCCUUACUGCAUUAUACUCCAUUAUACUUUGAAUUGUCAAAUGAUGCCUGAAUUUGAAAAAAUGAUAACUUCACAGUGGAGGAAAUCCAAUCUUGGACAUUUGAAUGUUUUAUUGAUGCGUUUUCUCUUUAUGCAAGGAUAAUGUGUUUAAUUUAAUCUGUGUCUGUGCCUCUUAUUACUUUUGUCUCUUGUCUUGUUUUUUUGUGUGUCUGUGUAGGUAUGUAAGUAAACGAGUAAACAAGAAUUAUUC
Molecule: messenger RNA, 1955 nt
Organism: Lates calcarifer (barramundi perch)
Lineage: Eukaryota; Metazoa; Chordata; Actinopteri; Centropomidae
Product: regulator of G-protein signaling 21
Exons: 5
Coding region: 316-924 (202 amino acids)
Source: RefSeq, a predicted model, not a curated record